AUGCCCAACAACCAGUUCAUGCACCCGAGAAAUAUUUACCGGAAACCACCUGCUUUCAAGGAGCUGGCGGUAACGUAUCCGGAGUUCAACAAAUACGCGUCAGUCGGUUUGAACGGCAAAAUCGUCUUCGACUUCAAAAAUCAGGACGGCCUCAGAUUGUUGACCACUAUACUGCUGAAGAAAGACUUCGACUUGGACGUGGAAUUGCCCGUCGGCAGACUGGUGCCCACCGUCCCGUUACGACUCAACUAUUUGCUGUGGAUCGAAGAUCUGUUCGACUUGAACUACGACAAUACGAAGAAGAUCAAAGGAAUCGAUAUAGGCACAGGUUCAUCAUGUAUUUAUCCAUUAUUAGCAGCUAAACAAUUUCAGUGGUCUAUGGUCGGUACUGAUAUCAAUAAAGAAGCUAUUAAAAAUGCUAUUAAAAAUGUAGAAAAAAAUAACUUACAACAUUUAAUUCAAGUACUGGAGGUAUCAGAAUGGGAAAGAUUAUUACCAGUAGCAGUUGAUGAACAUUAUGACUUCUGUAUGUGUAACCCACCUUUUCAUAGUUUUGCAAAAAUAAAUUCAUCAGAUGAUGAAGCAGAUAGUGCGGUUGGGAUUACUUCUGAAAUGUAUACAGCUGGUGGAGAAGUUGAUUUUAUAAAAAAAAUGAUUAACGAAAGUGAAAUAUUACAGAAUUCGAUAAGUAUUUAUACAACAAUGGUUGGUUAUAAAGCAUCAUUAGACCCUCUAAAAAAUGAACUGAAAGCUAUUGGAGCAUGUACAAUUGCAGAAGCUGGUUUCUUUCAAGGCCGGAAUGCUCGUUGGGGGCUUGCUUGGACAUUUCAGCCGGAUAUAAAAUUAAAGGAUUUUUUGCCUAAUAAGGAGUUUCAAAAGGAGAAGUUGAAACUUAGACCUCCGGUGUCUUUCAAAAUUCCAGAAUCGUAUGAUUCUACAACUGCGCUAACUAAACUAUCAGAACUUCUAGAUAGUCUUAAGCUGUCAAUCUCAAAACUACAAUCAAAAAUUGAUGAAAGUGUCUUAUACCAAGCUGACAUUCAAGCAUAUGAAAAUACAUGGACACAUCAAAGAAGAAAAAGGCGAAUGGAAAAAAGAUUAGCUGAUUGCAAACGUCAAAAAACAAAUGAUAGUUGUUUACUCAUUGCAUCUGAUGAUGAAAGGGUUGAUCAGCAUUUAGAGACCACAGUGAAUGCCAAACCAUUAUUUGCGGCUACACUAGUUUUAAGAAAGUCAGACAAUGUAAUUUUGAUAGACAUGUUGCACUUGGACGGAAAUAGAGACAAUUCAUACCAAGUUUUUCAGUUCUUUAAGAAUAGAUUUGUAUAA
Messenger RNA from Macrosiphum euphorbiae (potato aphid), 1329 nucleotides. The record is from the annotation of a GenBank genome assembly. NCBI's taxonomy places the organism in Eukaryota, Metazoa, Arthropoda, Insecta, Hemiptera, Aphididae.